AUGCAAUUCAAGUAUAGACCAAGUGAACAGAGGGGAGGAGCAGAUCAUGGGUGGUUAAAGACCUUCCAUACCUUCUCUUUCGCAUCCUACUAUGAUCCGAAGUACGAGAGCUUUGGUGCGUUGAGAGUCAUCAACGAAGAUCGAGUGGCGCCCGGUACUGGUUUCCCUACGCAUCCUCAUCGAGAAGCCGAGAUCUUUUCAUACAUCAUCAGCGGCCAGCUAUCCCACAAAGAUACAAUGGGCAACGUCGAAACGAUGGUCCGAGGUGAUAUCCAAAUGACAUCUGGUGGAACAGGUAUCGCCCAUUCCGAAUACAACGACCAUCCCUCAGAGGGAGUCCACUUCUUACAGAUCUGGGCAUUACCCAAUCGAAGAGGAUUGAAACCGAAAUAUUUCACUAGACAUUUCACGGAUGAGCAGAAGAAAGAUAAGAUUGCUCAUCUGGUAGCUCCGGUGGGGUACGAGGGGGUAGAAGAAGUUAGAGAAUGCAGUGGGUUGACUCCGAUCCACUCGCCUGUCCAUUUCUUCUCAUCCCUUAUUUCCCCCACCAUCUCGCUCACCCACAAACUCCUGCCUUCCCUCAAUGGCAAACCCAACAAGCUGUUCUAUGUUCAACUAGUCCAGUCCUCGGGGUAUAAUACCGAAUCAGCACCGAAGGACGGGAAAGGACCGUUGAUCAAGGUCACAGGCGGUGGACAGGAAGCGACGUUGGGUGAAGGCGACGGUGUCUUCAUCACUGGCGGGAAAGUAGGAGAGGACAUAUCGGUCGAGAAUGUCGGGAAAGGUAUAGGCGAGGUAGUACUAUUUGAGAUGGACGAGGAGUAA
Molecule: messenger RNA, 825 nt
Organism: Kwoniella botswanensis
Lineage: Eukaryota; Fungi; Basidiomycota; Tremellomycetes; Tremellales; Cryptococcaceae
Exons: 5
Coding region: 1-825 (274 amino acids)
Source: RefSeq, a predicted model, not a curated record